This is a messenger RNA of Paramecium pentaurelia, 1583 nucleotides long. The record is from the annotation of a GenBank genome assembly. Lineage: Eukaryota; Ciliophora; Oligohymenophorea; Peniculida; Parameciidae.
AUGAAGCCAUUAAUGGAAUGCGAUCAAAAAUUAAGGUAUUUGUAUUAUUUUGGAUUAGCGAUUAGUUUUCAUUCAUUAGAAUCAGUGAUAAAAUUGUUAAGACAAUUAAUUAUAUUAAAUAAUUGUCUAAUUAAAGAUUCCAUAAAUAGUAGGAAUAAUAAUGUAGUCAUUAAUAAAGAAAUUAAUUACCUUAAGUAUCGUUGUCUGAUAUCUAAGAUGAAUAAUUAAAUAAUUAAUUCGUUGACAAAAUAACAUUUUUAAUGUAGUCUUCUAUUGAAAAUCAAGUAAAAUUCAAUAAGGAAUGUUUAAAUUAGUAACUGGAAAUGUAAAGUGCUCAAUAUUAAUUAUAAAAUGAAAAGGAGAAGAUAAAAACAAAAAAACUGGAAGAAAAAAUUAAAGCAAAGGAUUUAUAAUUAGAAUAAAAAAAUAAAGAAAUUCAAUCAUAAUAGAAAUUAAUUAAUGAAUUGAAGAAUUAAAGUAUAAAAAAUAUUAAGGAAAAAAAAAAAUUAGAAGAAACAAUUAGAGCUAAGGAUUUGUAAUUAUAAUCUUAGAAUUUAUAGAUUCAAUAACUUAAGUAAAUUUAAACUUAAUAACCAAUUAUUCAAUCAUCUUCUUAAUUAAUACUAAAACCAUUCACUUAUAAUAUAAUACACAAUAAUUCAAUAAAAUAAAAUGAUUGGUGUUAUGCAAUAGCUAUUAAUAAAGAUUGUUCAAUUGUAUUAGCUGGAUGUAAUAGUGAAAUUAAAGUAUUUGAAUUCAAAUAAGAAGUGUUGAAAAAAACUCAACUUCUAAUUGAACAUUAAGAUGAUGUAAAUACUUUAAACUUUAUGAAUAAAUCUAAUCACUUUAUAUCUGGAAGUGAUGAUAAAUCAAUUAUAAUAUGGUCUAUGAAUUAAAGAAAUUAAUGGAUUUGCUAAUAGAAAUUAAAUGGACAUAAUAAUUCAAUAUAUUGUUUAGUGUUGAAUAAUAAUACUGAAGAUUUGAUCAUUUCAGGUAGUAGGGAUAAAACUAUUAAAUUUUGGAAGAAGUAGAAUCAAUGGUUAUGUUAAUAAACUAUCACAGAUCAUACUAAUAAUGUAUUAGGAUUAAGUUUGAAUUAACAAUAGAAUAAAGUGAUUUCAUGUGGUGAUGAUAAAUAAAUAUUAAUAAUAGAACAAUCAUAAUAGGAUUCUAAAUGGAUUGUAAUCUAAAAGAUAAUGGUUGAAACAUAUGGUUAUAGAAUAUGCUUUAUAAAUGAUAAUUUAUUCACUUUUUAACCAUUUGGGAUAGAAUAAAUGCAUGUUUAUGAAAUGAAUAAUAAUAAUAAAUAGUAUUUAAAGACUAAAGAUAUUCUUGGUAAAGGUGGAUAUGAUUCAUUUUUAUUUCCUUAAUAGCAUAUAAAAUCAAAAUACCUGCUUGUAAAUAAGAUUGGCAAGUAUGUGAAUUUGAUAAGGACAAAGGAUAAUUGUGAGUUUAAAGCUGAAUAAUACAUUGAAUAUAAAAGUUCUGCUAUAUAUGGAUGUAUGAGUGAUGAUGCUUAGUAUUUAAUAACUUGGGAUAAUGGUUCAUAUGAAAUUCAGAUUAGAAAAUAUAAUGAAAUAUGA